AUGGAGGAGCUCUACCACUGCAUGAAACAUCCGGAGAAGUCGCCGACGAACUACAUCCCGAAGAACGAUGUGUUUGCAGCUUACAAGAAGCGCUGGGUCAACAGCUUCAACACGGCUGCACCCGGUCACGUCGUCGAGGAGCUGUUCUUGGACAAGUAUGCCAAGAGUAUUUUCUGGUCAGAGAUUCGACUGCCAGUUUUCAUUGGUGAGUACCACAGCGUCCAUGUUGGCGCCAAGGAUGACCUGCCGAUUUUGGUGAACGAUGCCCUUUCAUCGAAGUAUCCCUUCUAUUUGGGCUACAACUUCUUCGAGUUCUCCGUGAGGUACGACAAGGGAGGAAGCGAAAAGGAGUUCGGCAUGUUCGGCUACGGGGACUGCCCGCUGGUGGAGAUGAAUUACAGCGGGAAGGUCUACACCAUUUGGAAUUUGGUUCCUGCCAAGGACAAGUACGGCUAUCCUCUGUCCAAGGCUCUGAAAAAUGCCUACGGCAAGGGCUCGGCUGGGCCAGUCUUGCGCGAUGCGCCGUGCCUUGAGGAGGUCUUGGGUGUCUCCUGA
Symbiodinium necroappetens is the source of this 555-nucleotide messenger RNA. NCBI's taxonomy places the organism in Eukaryota, Dinophyceae, Suessiales, Symbiodiniaceae. The record is from the annotation of a GenBank genome assembly.